Molecule: messenger RNA, 3735 nt
Organism: Pyricularia grisea
Lineage: Eukaryota; Fungi; Ascomycota; Sordariomycetes; Magnaporthales; Pyriculariaceae
Exons: 2
Coding region: 359-2482 (707 amino acids)
Biological process (GO): transmembrane transport
Cellular component (GO): membrane
Molecular function (GO): sulfate transmembrane transporter activity
Source: RefSeq, a predicted model, not a curated record
GGGCGGCAUCCCACAUGUCGACAUCUUUCACUCUUUACACAAUCUCAUCAUCAACAGCUUGACCAUUUUGGAUUACAUGUUGUGUGGUGUCAUUCGGGACUGAUCUAGAUCGAUUAGUCUUUUCUUCUCCUUCUGCCCCUUUUUCUGUCGCUGCUGUGCUGCCUUUUCUCCCUCUGCAGUCUUUUCUGCGAAAAGCUGGUAUACCCAAAGAGAUUUCCCCGUCACCGCCAAAACAUCAGGUGCCAGCCAGACUAGGCGCCCCUCUCUCAAACACACCAACACAAUCCCCUUGACUUGGCAACCAUUUUCGCUGCAAACUAGCCAACAAAAGCAGCCCUUCCAACGCAACAUCGCAACUAUGUCAAAGUACGUCGAAGCGGCGAAGCAGGACAUCCGCGAGGAUGUGACUUGGCAAAAGGCCGGGCGUCUAUCCCGCAGGGGCAUUAAGGAGUUCCCCGAGGCCUCUGUCCAGUACCUGCUCGACAAGGCACCCAUCGUCGGCUGGCUUCCAAAGUACAACCCCCGAUGGCUCAUCAACGACCUCAUCGCUGGCCUCACGCUGGGCCUGAUGCUGAUCCCUCAGGGUCUGGCGUACGCCAAAAUCGCCGAGAUCCCCGUCGAGUACGGGUUGAUGUCCUCAUGGCUACCGGCGAGCAUCUAUGCCAUUAUGGGAACCACAAAGGAUCUUUCCACCGGUCCUACCUCCCUAAUCGGUCUGCUCACGUCAGAGGGUGUCCAUGAGUUUGGAGAGGAAUACACACCUUCCCAGGUCGCCUCGGCCAUGGCACUAUGGAUGGGCGUCUUUGGCAUGAUCUUGGGUUUCCUCAAACUCGGAUGGCUCCUCGAGUUCAUCUCCCUGCCCAUCCUCAGCGGCUUCAUCACGGCGGUGGCCAUCACCAUCAUCCUCAACCAGAUGCCAUCGCUCCUUGGCCUUAAGGGAGUAGGCUCCGGCUCUGCACAGCAGAUACAUGACGUGUUUGCCUUCCUGCCAAAGGCAAGCCUUAUGACAUGCGUCAUUGGUUUCACCGGUAUCUUGUUCAUGACCAUUCUAGAGAAGACGGGCAAGCGGUGGAGCGACAAGAACAAGAUAGUCUGGUUCUGCUCCAUCACACGCGCUUUCCUGACCCUCGUACUCUUCACCGGUGUCUCUUUUGCCGUCAACGGCAAGAAGGCAAACGCCAAAGAAUACCUGUUUGAGGUGGUUCAGGUCAAGGCCGACGGCCAAGAGCCACCAGCCAUGCCGCCGUCAGAUCUGAUCAUGAAGACUGCGACCCGGUCCGUUGCUCUGUUUAUCGCCGCCGCCGUCGAACACUCUGCCAUUGCGCGAGCCUUUGGCGUAAAGAACGACUACAUUCCAGACCAGUCCCAGGAACUGUGCUACUUUGGCGUCACCAACUUUAUCAACUCCUUCUUCCAUGCCAUGGGUGUCGGCGGCGCCAUGUCUCGCACGUCGGUCAACUCGCAGUGCCACGUCAAGUCCCCUCUCUCCGGCGUUAUGACAACGGCAGUCGUGCUCAUCUCCAUCUAUUUCCUCGUCGGCACCCUGUACUGGAUCCCCAAGGCCACCUUGGCGGCAAUCAUCAUCACUGCCGUGUGGCCGCUCAUCCACCAUCCGAAGGACUUUUACCGUUACUGGAAGACGUCACUAGCCGACUUCAUCUCGUCCAUGAUCGCCCUCUGGGUUUCGCUCUUCUACAGCACCGAGAUGGGCAUCGGCCUCGCCGUCGGUUUCAACAUCGUCUACUGCAUCCUACGCCAGACCUUCACCCGCGUAACCUCCUCGGGCGUCCCCGCCCCGUCUGACAUCUCAGACCGUGACCUCCCCCACCCGGACUCCCCGCAGGCCCGCGACGUGCAUGUGUUCCGCUUCAACGACUCCUUCUUCUUCCCCAACAGCUACAUGUGCACUACGUCCAUCCUCGACUCCAUCCAGACCUACCACGCGCCGGCCUACCACGGCGCUCAGGGCCCCGAGGUCAGAGAGCGCAACUGGUCGGUAGUCGCCGAGAAGCGGAUCCUGCGUCUGCGCCGGCGCGCCGGAGUCACGGACCCGGACGCGCUGCCGCCCAUCGGGCUGGUGAUCCUCGACUUUGGCCGGGUCAACCACGUCGACAGCACCGCGUGCUCGCAUCUCAAGAACCUGGUCAAGGAGAUUACGCGCUACGGCGGCAAUCACGUCGAGGUCCGCUUCGUCGGCAUGACCGAGUACGUGCGGGAGAGGUUCGUGCGGUACGGCUGGAGGGUCGACGACGCGCCCGCUUGGGGCGCCACCGCCGGCGACAAGGACGCCACCAUGCUCUUCCCCACAGUCGCGGCUGCCGUCCUGGCGCCCAGGCGCAACACGCCAGAGGUCGUGCACGCCCAGCACGAUUUUGAUGAGAAGCGGAGCAGCAGCGAGGAUCUGGAGAAGGGCAUGGCUACCCACGCCGAGAGGACUGACAGGUCCAGCUCGCACGAGAGGAAGAGUGAGGCGAGGCCUUGAUCAUGAUGUAUGAUGUUCGAAGGUUGAGAGCUGGGUAUUUGGGCGUUUGAAGGGCUGGGAUUUUGUGUAUGGUGCUGGGAUCUUUGUGAGUUUUUAGACUGCUGGCAGUGAGUGUUCGCGGUGUGGAAAUCGUGUGGCGACGAAGAGUUUAUGAUACUUUUUUCCAGUUUUUUCCUAUCUGUCAAAGAGUUUACUUUUCUUUUCUGGGGUUAAAGCCUUUUCUCUUAUGUAUCCAUUGGUUCUCAGGUGUUUUCGCAGCAGUUGGGAAUAUAGGUAGGUAGGCAGGUAUAUAGGAAGCUCGAUGAAUCUCACAAUGAUUCAAAAGAUGGUCACCUCAUACACACCGCCAUCAAUAUGAUAAGCGUCCACAAUAUUCUCUGGCCAAUCCGGAGCAGCAGGAGCGUCUUUCGGAGGAGUCCAACUUCCUUCGUGGUAGUCGGUGGGACAGAAGCGCACCCCUUCGGUCGGGAUUAAUGUGUACCUGUUGCGCAGGCGACGCAGAUACUGUUCUGCGCUACACGAUGUUGACUUCAUGCCCCUAUAGCUCCGCCAAAUUUUCUCUGACACGCUCCUCACAUCCGCCGACUCGGUCAUAUCUGUGACGAUAAAUUCGAUCGCCGGUGUCGCCAGAUGUCGUUCGUCCACAACAGGAGGAUCUGGCUGGUUAUCAUCCUCAAAGAUGGGUGGCACAGAGCCAAGGCUAGGGGGCCUAGGGGGCGGCUUUGGGAUCAAAUUUCUCCACAUCUUGCCCAUACAUAGUUCGUGACCCUGUGUAGAGUCACAAAAUAAGCUCCAUCCCCCACUCAACCAAGUCCUAACAACUUGAUGGAAUAGUGUCAAGCUACUCCCUUUCGCGUUUCUGAUGAGUUGCAGCCUGUCUUUAACUGUCUCACUCAACAGCCCAAAAUGCUUGGAGAACUCGAACCCACCGGUCGAGUCGUCGUCGUCGUCGAAUUGGAACAUCAUGUCCAGCUUGUGACCACAAAAAACCAGACGAUACCCUUGGGGGUGAUGCGGUAUCUCUCUCAAGACCAAGGGGAUCAGUUGCGAGCUCUCUGAGCCGAGAAUAAAUAUGUGAUCUCGGUCUGGAUUCCAAUCUAGGGUAGCUUCACCAAUUGCUGUCUGGCACACCAACCUUAUUCCCUUGAAAAGUAUUGAGAGCGUUGAAGAAUCUUCCUCUCCACUGUCGGUAUAGUGAUCCGGGUAGUCCUGCUGAUAAGUGAGGCCAAGUCGCAGCUCUUGACCACCAGGAG